CGGGCUGGGAAUGGGGGAGGCCUGGUGCGGCGUACGCUCGCCCGCUUUCCUUUCCCGCGUCCCUCGGGGAGCGCGGCCUCCCCGCCGCUCGCUGAGCCCCGGGGUGAACCGCUCGGCGGAAGGUGCCUUCCUUGCGGCGGGCUCUGGGCUUCCUUCGAGUGGGGAGGCCGAGCCCGGCCGGAGGUUGGCAGACCUCAGUUCUAGUCUCUCGCGGCUGGUUUGCUAAGGUUCUUGAUCUUCCACAAUGGGUGAGCCACAGCAAGUAAGCGCCCUCCCACCCCCUCCGAUGCAGUACAUCAAGGAGUAUACAGAUGAAAAUAUUCAGGAAGGCCUCGCUCCCAAGCCUCCACCUCCAAUAAAGGACAGUUAUAUGAUGUUUGGCAACCAGUUCCAGUGUGAUGAUCUUAUCAUCCGCCCUUUAGAAAGUCAGGGUAUCGAACGGCUUCAUCCUAUGCAGUUUGAUCACAAGAAAGAACUGAGAAAACUCAAUAUGUCUAUCCUUAUUAAUUUCUUAGACCUCUUAGAUAUCUUGAUAAGGAGCCCUGGGAGUAUAAAACGAGAAGAGAAGCUAGAAGAUCUUAAGCUGCUUUUUGUACAUGUGCAUCAUCUCAUAAAUGAAUACCGACCCCACCAAGCAAGAGAGACCUUGAGAGUCAUGAUGGAGGUGCAGAAACGUCAACGCCUUGAGACAGCUGAGAGAUUUCAGAAGCAUCUGGAACGAGUCAUUGAGAUGAUUCAGAAUUGCUUGGCUUCUUUGCCUGAUGAUUUGCCCCAUUCGGAAGCAGGGCUGAGAGUAAAAACUGAACCAAUGGAUGCUGAUGAUAGCAACAACUGUGCUGGACAGGAUGAACAGCAAAGAGAAAAUUCAGGUCAUAGGAGAGAUCAGAUUAUAGAGAAAGACGCUGCUUUGUGUGUCCUAAUUGACGAAAUGAAUGAAAGACCGUGAAGGAUAUUUCUUUUUCUUCUUUUUUUUUUCGUUUCAGUAAAUAGCAUAUAUAUUAGUGAAUUCACUGUUAGAGAGCCUCAAAAGAGAGAGCACUAGAAGUCUUGCAAGCAGCUUGACUCUCCAACUUUCUCAAUUGUUAGGCGUCACAGGCAGUUCAUGUCAUUUCACUUUAUGGCAAGCCUAGGUAAAUGAGUACGCCUACAUUAAGAGUAAUCACCUUAAUAAAAGCAGUGUUUGCCUCUAUUGUGUGGAACAUCCCUGUUUUCGGAGUUGGAGUAAACUUUGAAGAUAUCCUCA
This is a messenger RNA of Delphinapterus leucas (beluga whale), 1243 nucleotides long. RefSeq names its product mediator complex subunit 7 (gene MED7). Gene Ontology annotation, biological process: regulation of transcription by RNA polymerase II. Gene Ontology annotation, cellular component: mediator complex. Lineage: Eukaryota; Metazoa; Chordata; Mammalia; Artiodactyla; Monodontidae. The record is from RefSeq and is a predicted model, not a curated record. Gene Ontology annotation, molecular function: transcription coregulator activity.